UACAUGGAGUUUGACUUGAACAAUGAAGGCGAGAUUGACCUCAUGUCUUUAAAGAGGAUGAUGGAGAAGAUGGGGGUCCCCAAGACGCACCUGGAGAUGAAGAAGAUGAUCUCAGAAGUGACAGGUGGGGUCAGCGACACCAUCUCCUAUCGAGACUUUGUGAACAUGAUGCUGGGCAAGCGGUCAGCUGUCCUCAGGUUAGUCAUGAUGUUUGAAGGAAAAGCCAAUGAGCGCACCCCCAAGCCAGUUGGCCCCCCUCCAGAGAGAGACAUUGCCAGCCUACCCUGAGGACCUGC
Molecule: messenger RNA, 296 nt
Organism: Castor canadensis (American beaver)
Lineage: Eukaryota; Metazoa; Chordata; Mammalia; Rodentia; Castoridae
Gene: Aif1l
Product: allograft inflammatory factor 1 like
Biological process (GO): ruffle assembly; actin filament bundle assembly
Cellular component (GO): ruffle membrane; actin filament
Molecular function (GO): calcium ion binding; actin filament binding
Source: RefSeq, a predicted model, not a curated record